GUGGGUGGGACUAUAAUCUGCAGGUGACUUCAGAGUGGACCACUGAAACAGUAUUUAAGUGCUAAAAUGUUGCAAAAUAUAAUUAAUCUGACAGUAAAAGACGUGAGGUUUCCGACGUCUUUGGAGCAGCACGGCUCAGAUGCGAUGCACACAGACCCGGAUUACUCAGCCGCGUACGUGGUCCUGGAUACGGACGACGGGCUGAAAGGUUUCGGCCUCGCCUUCACUUUGGGGAAAGGAACCGAGAUCGUGGUGUGUGCCGUCCAGGCUCUGGCUGGACUGGUUGUUGGAAAAUCCUUGCAAGACAUCGUGCGCAACUUCCGGGGGUUUUAUCGCCUGCUGACUAGUGACGGCCAAAUGAGAUGGUUGGGCCCAGAGAAAGGAGUGAUCCACAUGGCCACUGCUGCAGUCCUGAACGCUGUGUGGGACCUGUGGGCUCGGGCGGAGGGCAAGCCUCUGUGGAAGCUGCUUGUCGACAUGGAUCCGAAACAGAUCGUCUCGUGCAUUGACUUUAGAUACAUCAGCGAUGUCCUGACAGAAGAGGAAGCCAUCGACAUACUUAUGAAAGCAAAGGAGGGAAAGCAGCAGAGAGAAGAUCAGAUGCUGAGGGAGGGUUAUCCUGCAUACACCACCUCCUGUGCAUGGCUUGGAUACUCAGACCAACAGCUUAAACAGCUUUGCGCAGAUGCUCUUCAAAAUGGUUGGAGCAGGUUUAAGGUGAAGGUUGGCGCUGACCUAGAGGAUGAUAUUCGGAGGUGUCGUCUCAUCAGACAGAUUAUUGGACCCAGUAACACAUUGAUGAUUGAUGCAAACCAGAGAUGGGAUGUAGCCGAGGCCAUCAGUUGGGUGACCAGACUGGCUGAGGUCAAACCUCUGUGGAUCGAGGAGCCCACAUCUCCGGACGACAUCCUGGGUCAUGCAGCAAUUUCUAAGGCUUUGGCUCCACUUGGGAUUGGAGUGGCUUCAGGCGAGCAGUGUCACAACAGGGUGAUGUUCAAACAGUUCCUGCAGGCUUCAGCGCUGCAGUUUGUUCAAAUAGACAGCUGUCGGUUGGGCAGCGUCAAUGAGAACCUGGCUGUGCUGCUGAUGGCUCACAAAUUCAAAGUGCCUGUUUGUCCUCACGCCGGAGGGGUCGGUCUGUGUGAGCUCGUCCAGCAUCUCAUCCUGUUUGACUACAUCUGUGUGUCGGCGGAUCUCAGCAGCCGAAUGUGUGAAUAUGUUGACCACCUCCACGAGCACUUCACCAGUCCUGUGGUCAUAGAAAACGCCCACUACAUUCCCCCGAAGGAUCCAGGCUAUUCCUGUGAGAUGCUGGAGUCAUCAGUGAAGAGACACGAGUUCCCUGGAGGAGACGUUUGGAAACUACAAAUCAAGAAAUAAACACUUCAUCUUCAA
This is a messenger RNA of Girardinichthys multiradiatus, 1395 nucleotides long. RefSeq names its product enolase superfamily member 1 (gene enosf1). Lineage: Eukaryota; Metazoa; Chordata; Actinopteri; Cyprinodontiformes; Goodeidae. The record is from RefSeq and is a predicted model, not a curated record. The transcript has 15 exons. Gene Ontology annotation, biological process: carbohydrate catabolic process; amino acid catabolic process. Gene Ontology annotation, molecular function: magnesium ion binding; L-fuconate dehydratase activity. Bases 67 to 1380 code for a protein of 437 amino acids.